AUGUACAAAAGAAUGAAACAAAAUCCCUACAUAACACUUUGUACAAACAUCUACUACAAAUGGAUCAAAGUCUUGGAUAUAAAACCAGAAACUGUCAAAUACAUGGAAGAAAACAUUGGCAGGACACUUCGCAAGAUUUGCCUUGGAAACAUCUUCAAAUGCUCAAAAACAGAUAACGUGUUUCUCUUAGCAGAUAUUUCAGUUGAUUUACUUAAUAUGAUUGACAUUCUUCUAGUAAAAACAUCUCUGGACUGUUGUUGCUGCAGCCGCAAACCACAAAAGGCCUGCAGCAGCAGCCUGGCAGAGAGCCCGCCGCCCAGCGCGCGGCACCUGGACCCGGGGAGGUGGUGGUGGGGGGGGGGGCUCGCGACCUCCGCUGUGACGUCAGCGCACCUGGCCCGGGCGGGCGGGCGGAGCGCGGCGGCUCAGGGGGGCGGGGCGUACGAGCGCGUCUCUUCUCGCGAGAUCUGCCGGACUCUGGCUCGCCCCCCGGCCCGGUCCCGGCGUCAGUCCGCCGCGGGGCUCGGCGUGGCGUCUGCGAGCGGCCGCGCGGAGGCAGCGGCGAGGGGGCGGCUUCCCGGGGCUCCCGCCGGCUCUCCGGGUUCGAGCCUGCCGCCACGGAGCACGGGCAGCUCCCGCCUCCCCGCUCAGCCCCCGAGGGAGCCCCCGGCGGUGAGACGGUCGCCGCCCGGAGCCUGGAGCCGCGGGGGCCCGGCGGGAGGAGGAGCCGCGGCCGCCGCCUGUUCGUCGCGGGACCGGCCGGCGGGGCGGCCGCGGGCGGAUGGGGGCGACUCUCCGCCCCGCCUGAGCGCCGGAGCGGCCGCGACUCGGGCGCCGCCUGCAGCCGGAGCGGAGCGGGGGCGGCGGAGCGGAGCGGCGGGCGCGGGGCUGGUCGGCGCGGGAGCCCCCAGCAUGGUUGACUAUAUUGUGGAAUAUGACUAUGAUGCUGUGCAUGACGAUGAGUUGACUAUUCGUGUUGGGGAGACCAUCAGGAACGUGAGAACACUUCAGGAAGAAGGAUGGCUCGAAGGAGAACUAAAUGGAAGAAGAGGAAUGUUUCCUGAUAACUUUGUUAAGGAAAUUAAGAGAGAGCCAGAAUCCAAGGAUAGCAAUUUGCCCAUCAAGAGGGAACGGCACGGGAAUGUAGCAAGUCUUGUGCAGCGAAUAAGCACCUAUGGACUUCCAGCUGGAGGGAUUCAGCCACACCCGCAAACCAAAACCAUUAAGAAGAAAAACAAGAAGCGUCAAUGUAAAGUUCUCUUUGAGUACAGCCCACAGUAUGAGGAUGAACUGGAACUCAAAGUAGGAGAUAUCAUUGAUAUUAAUGACGAGGUAAGAAAAACAUGAAGUAGCUGACUCCUCAAAAAAAAA
Messenger RNA from Erinaceus europaeus (western European hedgehog), 1371 nucleotides. Its product is annotated as myosin heavy chain IB-like. The coding region runs from base 1 to 1347 and encodes 448 amino acids. Lineage: Eukaryota; Metazoa; Chordata; Mammalia; Eulipotyphla; Erinaceidae. The record is from RefSeq and is a predicted model, not a curated record. The transcript is spliced from 6 exons. Gene Ontology annotation, molecular function: protein binding.